Messenger RNA from Saprolegnia parasitica CBS 223.65, 1112 nucleotides. RefSeq lists its product as hypothetical. The coding region runs from base 1 to 1038 and encodes 345 amino acids. NCBI's taxonomy places the organism in Eukaryota, Oomycota, Saprolegniomycetes, Saprolegniales, Saprolegniaceae. The transcript has a single exon. The record is from RefSeq and is a predicted model, not a curated record.
AUGGGCAGCAGCGCACCCGCAGCAACGCCGCCGCCGCCGGUGGCCGACGCCGCGAGUCAGAAGAAGGUGCUGACGUUCAACGAGACGCACGUGCACGCGCUGCGCGAAGGCGUCAGCGGCAGCAAGGUCUUUGUCAGCACCCACUCGGAGAAGCACACGACCGUGGUCUUGACGGGCGCGCCCGCCGACCUCGAGGCCAUCAAAGCGCAAGUGCACAUGUACAAGCUCGGUAGCCGUGUGCUCGACCUCAGCCGCGACGCCGCCACCGUAAUGGAAGGCCGCGUGCUCAUGGAGAUCUUCCUCGACGAGGGGCAGCCGCUGCGCGCGGUCGAGUCGGUCGGCAGCAGCGAGCUCGUGCUCGAGGACGGCACGCUUGCGCACCACGCGACGGUCGAGAAGAUUGGCUCGGGUGCCAUCUUUGUGCACUGUACCAAGGACGUGGUGUUGCAGCAACUCCACACGGUGCUCCGCGGCUCGGGGCUCAUCCAGGUCGACGCGCCCAACCUGACGCUGCACGCCGGCCUCCAAGUCGACGUCGUCGGCUCGGGCUCGACGCGCUUCCAUACGCUGCACCUGCGCGCGCCGACGGUGGCGACCAAAGUGACGGGCUCGGGCGACAUUUUGCUGCACGCGACGCAUCUUGGCGCGGACAAGCUCAUGUCGAUGGUCACGGGCUCGGGCGGGAUCCGGUACUACGAAGCCGGGGUCGUCGGCGAGCACAUCAUCGACGUGAGCGGCUCGGGCAAGGUGCUCGCGACGUCGCUCCUGGCCGAGCGCGUGCUGGCGUCGGUCGUCGGCAGCGGCGAAGUGUUGACGCAGGCGACCAAGGCGCUCGACGGGACGGUGUUUGGCUCGGGCGCCAUCGCGGCCUGCGACCCGUGGCCCGAACACGUGGCCGUGAGUCCGCGCUUGACGACCACCUCGCACGUGCCCAAGUCGUGGACGCCGCGCGCGCUGCCCACGCGCGACCUCAAGCUGGGCAUUCGCAAGCAGCUCAACCUCUUUGGCAACACCAUCUCGAUCAACCUGGAUCUCUGAUCGCUUGUCGACUUGGUGUCGAACCAAGCACAGUGGAGUAGGAAGCUAAUGCAAUGAUGAAAGAGGGGCUUGCG